Messenger RNA from Aspergillus uvarum CBS 121591, 822 nucleotides. RefSeq lists its product as uncharacterized. The record is from RefSeq and is a predicted model, not a curated record. Lineage: Eukaryota; Fungi; Ascomycota; Eurotiomycetes; Eurotiales; Aspergillaceae. Bases 1 to 822 code for a protein of 273 amino acids. The transcript has 2 exons.
AUGAGCGUGGAACAUCUGGGUGACAUGACUGAGCAUGUGCUUGGGUGUCUUCAAGAUAUCCCUGACAUCAAGGAUUAUAGACUAGCCAUCAUUGGACAUCUGGCCAUUGGUCGUCAACGUCCUGGUUUCGAAUCAUUCAUUGACCCUCUCCUUAGGACAAUGCAGAAUGAUGAUCGGUACGCAGUGGAAAUCCUCUUCGAGCAAUGGGAGGAUGAUGACAACCACGAUCUUCGAGACGUGGACUGGUGGUUCAAGAGGCAGUUGGUCCAGUUACGGCCCACCCAGUUGCGUAUUGAGAACGGCCAGUUGAGAUACCACCACCAUACACAAAUCAAGUUUCAUUUCCUCGAAAAGCCUCGUCCACGGUCACGGACGAAAUACUACCUCCACGCUCCGCUAGUAAGACAUAUAAUCGGAGAAAUGCGCCACUUAUACGAUAUUAUCGAUGUGGACAUGCUUCCAUAUGCACCAACAGAAACUUCUCUGGCGAUCAUGGUCGCCCGGUAUACGAGUACGAAGGGGUGUUUGCUCCCGGGAGAGCGUAGCCGGGCUAUCGCGAAGGAGGUCGAGGCUCUUUUGGAUGCUCUCACAUCACAUAGCAGAACUGCGCAGCAGGGUGGUGUGCGGGUACGUUGCGCAGAUCAACUUCGAUGGACGACCUACCACAAGAGGUCUUUAUUCUCCUGUGUCGGUAAGCUUCAAGAGCUUCUGAGCUGGAGAGGCCCCGAGGGCAGAAAAGAGCUGAAGUGGAAAUUGAACAUUGAUCGAGAACGAUUGGGCCAGCUGUGGGCCUCCCCACGCAGAGAGACUUCGAAUAUGUGA